AUGUCCAACAACGUUGCCUUCACAGCCCCAAUCAACCCACCGGGCUCAACAACCAUAAUCACCCCAGACCAAGUCUGGAACGGACUCCUCCUCAAGAUCCGCUCCGCAGAGACCUUUGUGCCAGCAGCCAUCGAGUCCACCGAGGUCAUCAGCGAGACCGUCGAUUCUUCUGGCAACCCUCACACCAUCCGCGAAGUCCGAUUCCGCGAGACACAAAAGGUGGUCCGGGAGGCUGUCACGGCCUUCGAAGCCACAAGGGUUGAAUUCGAGCAGCCCGAUGGAAGCAAGAUUAGCAAUGUGCUGAGCACUGGAGCUGGGGGUGAGCUUUACAUGACAUAUGUUUUUGAGUGGAGACAUCCUGGUGCGUCGAAGGAAGAGUUGGCGACGCUAUACGAGAAGGAGAAGAAAAUGAGUCAAAUGGCGGUUGAGGGGACGAUUAAGGCUUUGAGGGAAUUGGUGGAAGCGAAGAAACUCUGA
Messenger RNA from Penicillium olsonii, 477 nucleotides. Lineage: Eukaryota; Fungi; Ascomycota; Eurotiomycetes; Eurotiales; Aspergillaceae. The record is from the annotation of a GenBank genome assembly.